UCCGCGGGCGCAGCCAAAGAGGCCGCGCGUUCUCGAUUUUGCCGGCCCAGGCCUCGUUCUCGUGCGUCGAUUGCCUCUGAGAAAUGAACCAGGUGGUGACGUGGUCGAGCUCCUCCUUCUGACCAAACUCGAGGAUUGUUCUGUUAACGUUCUUGUGUCUGUGGAAGUGCGGUUGGUGCUCACUUUUGGAUAUUUGUGACAUAUUUUUUAAAUUUUUUUUUACGAAGUGGUGACAGUGCUGUGUGAAGGCAGACGCUGGGGAUGAAAAGGUUAGAGGGAUAGCUUCCCGCACACGAAGGUGACCUGGUGUGCUCCUCGCUGCAGUGAAAACACAACACAGGAUAUGAAACCCCAGUGCAAGCACAUUCAAGGCGAGGUUCCAUUCAUGCGCGAGACGAAGAAAACUCAGCGGUUCCAACGAAGACACUGACGAGCCUUGCUCCAGUCGCCGACCACAAGGGAAAAGCAGCGUUUACUCAGCAAAUUAGUCCAUACCCUGCAGCAAGAUCAGGUGCAUUAAAGUGAGGACUUAACGUCGCCCCGAGAAUCCAAGACACGUUUUCGCGCACCUGCAUCCUUCAUCGCCUGUGCCUCGCCGCCAACUUCGGAGCCAACGUGUCAAAAUGAAGCUACUUGCGAUGGCGAGACGUCAAGCUCGGAGAAUCUUCACGGAUCAGGUCCUCGCUUAAUGGCGUGAAGUAGUUUCCGCAGGGCCUGGCGCACCAGCGACAAGUGUUUUUGUUAUCGUACAAUCGCCACUGAACGAACUCCAACUCCGAACGAACUCCAAGUAAAAGUACAGAACGGAGAUACCUCUCCGUUGGCACUGGAAGCGCUCAAAAGUGAAGUCUCUCGAAAGAUGCCGGAAGCGAUUUGUCCACCGAUCGCAUGUUCCAUCUAGGCUGUAAUGAUGUCUUGAGACAACGACAGGACAGCGUUGUGGCAAUGUGACCGGAGGUCCACAGAAUUCGGCAAAUGCGGAGCAUCCCACAUCCCCAAUCCGGGACCAGAAGAGCCGGCCUUCCGCGAUGAGUGAAAGGAACUUCUCCACCGCAUUGGCGAGUGUCGUGGAUGCGGUGGCUGGCACUCUCUUCAACACCUCAAACCAAACGUCGGGUGACUGCUGCGUCAACGACACCGACUUCAUCUUCACCAUUUACGACGAGGACGCCCUCAACCUCACGUUUCCCAUUCAGAACGCCUCCUACAACGCCGUUGUGGACGCCAGCGUGGGCACCGGUCCUCAAGACGUACUCGCUAACCACCUGCAUCUAGCAGUCGUUGUCCUGGUCUCUUGCGUGUUAGGCCUAAUCAUUCUCGCCACGGUAGUGGGAAACGUGUUUGUCAUCGUCGCCAUCUUCAUGGAGAGGAAUCUCCAGAGCGUCGGUAACUACCUGGUCCUGUCGCUCGGUGUCGCCGACCUCAUGGUGGCCUGCCUAGUAAUGCCUCUCGCUGCUGUGGCCGAAGUUAGUCAAGAGUGGGUGCUAGGGCCUGCCCUGUGCGACGUGUGGACUUGCUGCGACGUUCUCUGCUGCACGGCCUCUAUUUUACACCUCUUAGCCAUAGCGAUGGACCGUUACAGGACGGUGUCCCACGUGGACUACGUGAGACAGCGCAACGCCCGUCAAGUCGGCACCAUGAUACUUUUAGUUUGGGGCGUCGCGGUCGUCGUAUCCGUCGCACCAGUGUUCGGUUGGAAGGAUCCGGACUUCCAGCACCGCGUUCUCGUGGACAGGAUAUGCCUUGUAAGCCAGGACGUGGGAUACCAGAUCUUCGCUACUUGCUCCACUUUCUACGUGCCUCUCAUCUUAAUCUUGCUCCUCUACUGGAGAAUAUACCAAGUCGCACGAAGAAGAAUACGACACAAGCCCGGAUGUAAAGUACCUGUUCCGAUGGCCAAGACACCUUCGUCGACAGUCGAAAUAUCCGUCAUCAUGGCGGCGAACAACCACAGCAGUCCGAACUCGGGCUCCGGUACAAACGCGACGCAGGAGUCCGACAUUUCACGGAACCACCACCACGACGGAGGAACUAUUCUUCUGAAGUCCAAGAAGAACAUUCACACCAAGGAGUCCUUAGAAGCAAAAAGGGAGCGCAAAGCAGCGAAAACUCUGGCCAUCAUUACGGGUGUGUUUGUGAUCUGCUGGUUGCCGUUCUUCGUCAACGUGCUUCUGAUGACUCUUUGUGCGUCGUGCUCAUCAAACGGAUUGGCGUUCAGUGUGUUUCUGUGGUUGGGCUACGUGAACUCCAUGCUUAACCCCAUCAUCUAUACCAUCUUUAGCCCAGACUUCCGGAAUGCCUUUAAGAAGCUGUUGUGCGGAAGAAAAAGGGUUCGAUUUUUGGUCAAACGAUAACGAUGGCACGCCGUUAUCGAGAAGAGUUGUGUAGAUCCUUCUGGGCUGCUAAAAGGCGCUACAGCGACGUAGUGUCCAUAGUGAAGACAGUGGGUUUCUCUACCGCGAUGCCACGUGGCAUUGCACAUGCGUCCUAGAUGUGCGUGUGUGUAUGUGUGUGCGUGAUCGCACUCGUGUUAUCCUACUAUAGACACUAUCCAGACAAAUGACGUUUAUUUUGCGUUAGGUACAUGCGAUGUCUAGCCCAAUGUCUUGGCCACAGGGUUCGUGCCAUUUGCGUGGCGUUGACUUGCAAAUUUGCAAGUGUUUCAAAGUUACCAGCAUAUUUUUCCUAGUCUCUUCACAUGUGUGUCAUACAGAGAUGUAAUGCACGUUCGAUUAGAGUAUGGCGCCGUUUCUUGAAAAUGA
This is a messenger RNA of Ornithodoros turicata, 2762 nucleotides long. RefSeq names its product 5-hydroxytryptamine receptor 2A-like. The transcript is spliced from 7 exons. Gene Ontology annotation, biological process: adenylate cyclase-activating adrenergic receptor signaling pathway. Gene Ontology annotation, molecular function: G protein-coupled receptor activity. Lineage: Eukaryota; Metazoa; Arthropoda; Arachnida; Ixodida; Argasidae. Gene Ontology annotation, cellular component: plasma membrane. Bases 1029 to 2354 code for a protein of 441 amino acids. The record is from RefSeq and is a predicted model, not a curated record.